Messenger RNA from Striga asiatica, 1350 nucleotides. The record is from the annotation of a GenBank genome assembly. Lineage: Eukaryota; Viridiplantae; Streptophyta; Magnoliopsida; Lamiales; Orobanchaceae.
AUGAAAACCUCUCCUACAAAGAGAAGAAAAACCUCCAAAACUCCCGACGAAGACAUAAUCUCCGGCCUUCCGGAGCCCAUUCUUCACAACAUUCUCUCCUUCCUCCCGACAAUCGACGCCCUCCGUACACCCUCCCUCUCCAAAACAUGGCACUCCGCCUUGAAAUCCUUCCCCACCAUGGAUUUCGACUUCCGCUCCUUCCUCAAAUCGGCUCACACUCACCGCCCGUCAAAACCCGACAAUUAUAAUCUCAAGAAACUCACCCAACAAUUCUACCAACACGUCGAUCUUUCCAUCGCAAACCGGCCACUGUUCGCCGGAGUUGAGAAGUUCAAGCUUGCCGUGAACCUCGCCGGCCCUGCUCCGGCCCACCUCGACCGGUGGCUCGUUUUCGCCGCUGAAAAAAACGUUCGCCACUUGGUCCUUUCUUGCUUCUCCACGUCUCGACCGAGAAAGGGCGGCCGCCGAUGGCCCUACAUUCUCCCCCGACCCCUCGUCCGCGCCAUCCCGACUCUAAAAAGUCUCGACUUGUUCGGAUGCAGGUUUCUCGAGCGCGAUUUUUGUUUUUACGAAAAUAUUACUCGGUUUUCGCUCACGAAGCUAAGGCUCUCGCACGUUUUCGUCGGGCGAGAAACCCUAGAGAGUGUGAUCUCGCGUUGCGAACUUCUCACGGAGCUCUCGGUUGUCUCGUGCAAGGGUUUCGAGGUCGUAAGGGUUCCUAUGGAAUGUCGGAAAUUGGAAGUUGUGGAGUUUUAUCUCGGUAGGGAUAGCGAGGUUCAGAUUGUGUCGGUUCUGGCGCGGAAUGUGCGUUCGGUUAGUUACGGUGGGGGUGAGGCUAGCGUGCGAGGUAGUCUAAUGGGUUCGGAUUUCUUCGAAUGCGUCGAGGAAUUGAGAUUGCACGACUCGGAUGUGCAGGACGAUUUUUUAUUCCGGGUCGUUCCGGAGUUUGGGCGACUCGAGAAGGUGGCGAUCGAGAGGUGCGGUUUGUUGGAGAGUGUUCGGAUUUCGGGUGGUCGGAGGCUUAUGGAGGUGUCGGUAUCGGAAUGCGCGAUGGUUAGGCGAAUCGAGCUUGAUUCUCGUUUUUCGGGACGUCUUAGGGUUGAUUCGGGGUGUGAUAUCAAGGGAAAUUUUCUCAUCAUGGUGAAUGCAAUCAAAGGACUGUACAUUGCGUGUGACAUCCCCAUGGCCCAGUUCAUCAUCAACAUGAAUGCUGCAUUGCCUCAGUCACAGAAGUUUAUAAUACACGUGCUGGAUACCACUCGUAUUAUCGUGCGCACGGAUAUGGCUGGUCAAAUCAGAAGUGCUAUUGCAACCUUCAGAGAACAGAACACGUACGAAAAGCCCUCUUAA